AUGAUUGAUUCUAAAAUUGACAGCCCUUACUACGAAAUUGAAAUAAAGGAAAAAUUAGCAACGUUCCAGGGUGCCCUUAAAUCGACGAUCUUUAUCGGACAAUGUUUUGGAUUGAACCCUGUUAUAGGUGCUGGUGAUAUUGACACAGCUAAGUUAAGGUUCAAACUGUUCUCAGCUCGCUGUUUUUACAGCAUAAUAUCGAUUAUAGGACAAAGCAUAAUCUGUUCUCUAUGCAUUUUGAAUGUGAUUGCUUGGUCGGAUACGUCAUUACCCUCCCUGAUACCCUUGGUAUUCAACAGUUCGAAUUGCAUAACGACAAUUUUAUUUUUUCGCUUGGCAAUCAAAUGGCCCAAAUUGUGUCAGUACAUUGCCAGGAUUGAAGCGGUAAAUCCGAAUAUAGAUGGUGCAUUCAUAUCAAAAUGUAAUUUGUCGUGUGUUAUUGUUUUGACUUUGGCUUUAGUUGAACAUAUAUUAUCAGACCUCUCAAAGAUAAUAUUUGUCGUCGACUGCCAUCCAAACACGAAUAAAUAUGGGGCUUUCAUAAUGAACAGUUUUCCGUGGAUUUUCACAUUUAUGGAGUACAACAACUUCUUAGGAAUAUAUUCUCAGGUUAUAAACAUACAAUGCACUUUUAAUUGGAAUUUCUCUAACUUGUUCGUUAUUUGUGUAAGUAUUUAUUUGAGCUCGAGGUUUGAUCAAGUGAAUAAGAAGAUAUUGGCCGUCAAAGGGAAGGUUGUACCAUCGAGUUUCUGGCGUAAUGUAAGAGAAGAAUACAAUCGGACUAUAAAUAUGGUCAGACGCGUAAACGACGUCAUUGGAGGCAUUAUAUUUAUUUCGUAUACGAAUAAUUUGUUUUUUAUAUGCGUCCAGUUGUUUUAUACGCUAUCGCCAUUGAAAGGUUAUGAGCAAGCAGUGUACUUCAUGUACUCCUUCAGUUUCCUAGUGGUUCGAUCGCUUGUGGUUUCCUUGGCGGCUUCCCGCGUUUUUUCAGCGAGUAAAGAACCGGCAUACGCUUUGUAUGAAAUACCACCAUCUAUGUACUGUGUUGAGGUGCGAAGGUUUCUAGAACAAAUUCAUAGAGAUUCAGUAGCGAUGAGUGGACUUCAGUUCUUCCAGAUCAAACGGGGACUAGUACUUACUAUCGCUGGCACGAUAGUCACAUAUGAGCUGGUGCUACUACAGUUUGGCGCCAAUCCAAAUUCAAAAUAA
Molecule: messenger RNA, 1209 nt
Organism: Zerene cesonia (dogface butterfly)
Lineage: Eukaryota; Metazoa; Arthropoda; Insecta; Lepidoptera; Pieridae
Product: gustatory receptor for sugar taste 64e-like
Exons: 10
Coding region: 1-1209 (402 amino acids)
Biological process (GO): sensory perception of chemical stimulus; detection of chemical stimulus involved in sensory perception of taste
Cellular component (GO): membrane
Molecular function (GO): taste receptor activity
Source: RefSeq, a predicted model, not a curated record